Cololabis saira (Pacific saury) is the source of this 2568-nucleotide messenger RNA. It is a transcript of the gene kat2b, whose product is annotated as K(lysine) acetyltransferase 2B. Gene Ontology annotation, cellular component: nucleus; histone acetyltransferase complex. The record is from RefSeq and is a predicted model, not a curated record. The transcript is spliced from 18 exons. Bases 114 to 2495 code for a protein of 793 amino acids. Lineage: Eukaryota; Metazoa; Chordata; Actinopteri; Beloniformes; Belonidae. Gene Ontology annotation, molecular function: protein binding; histone H3 acetyltransferase activity. Gene Ontology annotation, biological process: chromatin remodeling; positive regulation of transcription by RNA polymerase II.
UCAAAUGAAAAUAAGGAUGAGCGCCAUGUCUGAUCCUCAGCUGGCGGAGUAGCGCGGACGGCGGACCGAGCUUCAACCCGGGCUGCGCUCCCUUCGGGUUCGGCUGCGCGGUCAUGGCGGACAGCGCCGGGAUCCAGCAGGGCUCGCCGGCCAUCGGGGCCGCGGGGCUGGUUCCGGCCGCCCCCGGGGCCGCGGGCACGGAGGGCUCCGGCACCGCAGCUGGAGGAUCCGCACGCAUCGCCGUGAAGAAGGCGCAACUCCGCUCCUCACCUCGGCCGAAGAAACUGGAAAAACUCGGAGUGUAUUCGUCGUGCAAAGCUGAGGGAGCCUGUAAGUGUAAUGGCUGGAAAAGUCAGAACCCUCCUCCGACACCCCCCCAAACUGAGCUGCAGCCCAACAUAGUCAACCUGCAGGAGCCCUGUCGCAGCUGCUCUCACACCCUGGGUGAUCACGUGGCACAUUUAGAAAAUAUUUCCGAGGAAGAAAUGAACAGACUUCUUGGUAUUGUCCUGGACGUGGAGUAUCUGUACACGUGUGUUCACAAAGAGGAGGAUGCCGACACUAAACAAGUCUACUUUUCCCUCUUCAAACUGUUGAGAAAAUCCAUCCUACAGAUGGGUAAACCAAUGUUAGAAGCACAAGAGAGUCCUCCAUUUGAAAAACCCAGCAUUGAACAGGGAGUUAACAAUUUUGUCCAGUAUAAAUUCAGCCACCUACCGUCAAAGGAACGUCAAACAAUCAUAGAGCUGGCAAAGAUGUUCCUCAACCAGAUCAACUACUGGCAGUUGGAAACGCCGUCUCAGCGGCGCCAGAGGGUCCCCAACGAUGACGCCGCCGGGUACAAAGUCAACUACACCAGGUGGCUCUGCUACUGCAACGUGCCUCAGUUCUGCGACAGUCUCCCCCGGUACGAGACCACGCAGAUUUUCGGCCGGACGCUGUUGCGCUCUGUGUUCACUGUGAUGAGGAAGCAGCUGCUGGAGCAGGCCCGGCAGGAGAAGGACAAGCUUCCCCCCGAAAAACGCACACUCAUUCUCACACACUUUCCCAAGUUUUUAUCCAUGCUGGAGGAGGAGGUGUACAGUCACAGCUCUCCGAUCUGGAACCAGGACUUCCUGGCGGGAGCUACAGGUGACCAGAUUCCUAUCCGUACAGUGAUCAAUGCUCCCCCGGUGGCCAGACCGCUGUACUACAGCACCAGUCCGAUGUCAGUGGACCCGUCCACCUGUGGCAGUAUCAGUCCUGCCAGGAAACCCUCCUCGGCUCUGGAGUCGACCCCAGUUGGAGAAAAGCGUAAACCCUCUGAGCCCCUUCAACACGAAGAAAACAAGAGACCCAGAGUGGUGGGCGACAUUCCCAUGGACCUCAUCAACGAAGUCAUGGCAACCAUCACUGACCCCGCAGCCAUUCCAGAGACCAGCUUGCUGUCGGCUCAUUCCGCCCGCGACGAAGCCGCCCGCCACGAGGAGCGGCGAGGAGUGAUCGAAUUCCACGUCAUCGGGAACUCCCUUAACCAGAAGCCCAACAAAAGGAUCUUGAUGUGGCUCGUUGGCCUUCAAAACGUGUUCUCCCAUCAGCUGCCUCGCAUGCCCAAGGAGUACAUCACGCGGCUGGUCUUCGAUCCGAAGCACAAGACGCUGUCGCUGAUCAAGGACGGCCGGGUGAUCGGAGGGAUCUGCUUCCGGAUGUUCCCGUCACAAGGCUUUACAGAGAUCGUCUUCUGCGCCGUCACCUCCAAUGAGCAGGUCAAGGGUUACGGCACGCACCUGAUGAACCACUUAAAGGAAUAUCAUAUAAAGCACGAAAUACUCAACUUCCUUACAUACGCUGAUGAGUACGCCAUUGGUUACUUCAAGAAACAGGGUUUCUCGAAGGACAUCAAGGUUCCUAAGGCCAAGUAUGUGGGCUACAUCAAGGACUACGAGGGGGCCACACUCAUGGGCUGUGAACUCAACCCCAGCAUCCCCUACACGGAGUUCUCUGUUAUAAUCAAGAAGCAGAAGGAGAUUAUUAAGAAGCUGAUCGAGAGGAAGCAGGCUCAGAUCAGAAAGGUCUAUCCGGGGCUGUCCUGUUUUAAGGAUGGAGUCAGACAGAUUCCCAUUGAGAGCAUUCCUGGCAUACGUGAAACUGGAUGGAAGCCUGUUGGAAAAGGGAAGGAGCUGAAGGACCCAGACCAACUGUACAGCACUAUUAAAACAGUCCUCCAGCAUGUGAAGAGUCACCAGAACGCCUGGCCUUUCAUGGAGCCCGUGAAGAAGACGGAGGCCCCUGGUUACUACCAAGUCAUCCGCUUCCCCAUGGACCUCAAGACGAUGAGUGAGCGCUUGAAGAGCAGGUACUACACAACACGCAAGCUGUUCAUGGCCGACAUGCAGCGCAUCUUCACCAACUGUCGCGAAUACAACCCUCCUGAGAGCGAGUACUACAAGUGUGCCAACUUGCUGGAGAAGUUCUUCUACACAAAGAUCAAAGAAGCGGGCCUCAUCGAGAAGUAGACGGCAGCAACUCCCGCCCUUCCAGGACGAGAAGGUGGUUCUGGAGAAGUUGAAUCCAGAAACCAUGCAAAAA